Molecule: messenger RNA, 1887 nt
Organism: Acipenser ruthenus (sterlet)
Lineage: Eukaryota; Metazoa; Chordata; Actinopteri; Acipenseriformes; Acipenseridae
Product: lysozyme C-like
Exons: 6
Coding region: 400-1356 (318 amino acids)
Molecular function (GO): lysozyme activity
Source: RefSeq, a predicted model, not a curated record
ACGUGGCUGCUGCUGCGUGAGAGUGACGCGCUUGCCACACACCUUAUUGUAUGAGAUGGAAAGCCCUUUUGACAUUUGUCAUCAGUUUCUGGUAUCAAAAGGAAUCAACUUCUAUUUUGGAUUUCAACUGUUCUGUCUUUGAUAUCAAGCAAUGGUUCCUAUCCAAAACAGAACUGUUCAUAAAAAUAAAAAAAAUCUUGAUAUCCAAAAAUAGUGCCUUCGUUUUUGCUGUCAGAAAUACAAUUUUUGCUAUCAACACUGGAGGACACUACUUUAAUGAGGAGGAUACUGUUUGCAAAGUCCAUCAUUAACUAGGUCAACUGCCCGGAACCCGCAAACCACGCAGCGCGCAGUUUACCUGAACCCUUUGAUGGAUUCAUCACAAUCACAUUUGAUAAGAUGCAGUCUCGCUGGUCAGGAGUGUUUCUCCUGUGCACCUUCCUCUAUGGUCCUGAAACUUCAGCUGCGCAGUCCGGAGUACAGCAGCUGAAAGGUGUUAAGGGCGGGCGGUUCACGUUCCCUAUCGACAUCCCAAACCUCCGCCCGGAGUCGGAUGUCAUCUGGAAACAUGGCUCUGAGAACCCAGAGUGGUCGAUUGCAAGAAUUCACGGGGGGAAGAUUGAGGCUGUGUACGAGGACAGAUUUAAAAGCCGUCUGCAGGUGGACAGUAGCGGCUCUCUACAGAUUAAUAACUUAGAGUCGGAAGAUGCCGGCUUUUACCAAGUGGACGUGGCGCCGGGGGUUUCUUUUAAAAGGAUGUUUUACUUGUCCGUUUACAAAACUGUGUCAGCGCCUGAAGUAAAAAGAUUCAACGAAUCAGGAAAGCUGUUUAUAAGGGCCUGUGUUUUACAGUGCUCUGUGGAAAAUGACAAAGACGUCAGUUUGUAUUGGCUUAGAGACGGGCUUGUCCUGAACCAGCUGAGCUCACCUCAAGAAAAACCACUGGAGCUUCUGCAAGAAACACAAGGCGAUGACGUUAACUAUACCUGUGUGGCCAGCAACAGCGUCAGCAAUCAGACAGUCUCUGUCACUCCAUUUGAAUACUGCCCAGGGGUGUGUUUGGCAUACUAUGAAAGUGGCUACAACACAGCCGCUGUGAAUCGCAACACUGACGGCAGCACCGAUUAUGGCAUUUUCCAGAUCAACAGUCGCUGGUGGUGCUCCAAUGGUGUAACUUCUUCCUCCAACGCCUGCCACAUCUCAUGCAGCAAACUUCUGACAAGUGACAUUUCUGAUGACAUUGAAUGUGCUAAGAGGGUUGUACGAGAUCCAAAUGGAAUUGGUGCUUGGGUUGCCUGGAGAAACCAUUGCAAAGGCAGAAACAUGGAUUCAUGGGUCGUUGGUUGUGGUGUCUAAAGCAGAAGCAGAAAACCUCAUCGCUUUUAGAUAAUCAGACUGAUCAAAAAUAUUUUGACAUCUUGACAUGCUGAAGAAAAAGGCAGAAGAUAAAGAAUCCUCCAUUAUUGAUGUCUGUUUUGUUCUUGGUUUUUGUUGGCUUUACAGGAGUAUGUUGUUAUGUCUACAACCAUCUCAUAAAUCCAACAUGUAUUUAGUCAAUUAAAACAGACUCUGAAAAAACAUAUUUCAAAUAACUCCUGGGUUCAGACACUUGUUCCAGCAUGGCGUGCAGCAAAAUUAAAAAGUGUUGAAUGUUAAUAAACAGCAUGCCAGCAAUCUCAUAUAAUCAAUAUUAUUUCUUGAAAAUAUCCCAUUUUUACCUGCUUCUUGAACUCUGGGAAAUAGAACUAGAAUCUUCAAACUGGUUCUCUGAACUGCAUGCACCCCAAGAUUGUUUUUUUUUAUCUCCAUUCAGUUUUCAUUAUUUCUUUAUUUUUCCUUCUAAUACAUUCUGUAUUGAUUUUGGCAAAUAAAAUAGAAUUAAGCAAA